This is a messenger RNA of Frankliniella occidentalis (western flower thrips), 1010 nucleotides long. Its product is annotated as NLR family CARD domain-containing protein 3-like. Gene Ontology annotation, biological process: activation of GTPase activity; nucleocytoplasmic transport. Gene Ontology annotation, molecular function: small GTPase binding; GTPase activator activity. Gene Ontology annotation, cellular component: nucleus; perinuclear region of cytoplasm; cytosol. Lineage: Eukaryota; Metazoa; Arthropoda; Insecta; Thysanoptera; Thripidae. Bases 285 to 959 code for a protein of 224 amino acids. The transcript is spliced from 4 exons. The record is from RefSeq and is a predicted model, not a curated record.
UGGUUUGAAGGAAAGCAGGAGUAGGGGGAAAGGGGGGGGGGCUCGCGUGGUGCGUCCUAGGGUUUAGGGCGCGUCGUAGGGCACUGUGAGUGUGUAUGUGUGUAAUGACACGCGCUCUUUUCCGGUGAGGCAGAGACGAGGAGGUCGAGGACGUCAUAACGUACGACGAGUUCGGGUUCCUCGAGUUGAGUGACCCGGGCCUGGAGAACGCCUUGAACAUCAGAGAGCCACCGCCCUCAUUCGACGAGACCGGGCUGACCACCUACAACGACCUGUGCCGCUCCAUGGGUCUCGUCCCGAUCAGCCGCUUCCUGCAGCAGCUUAACGAAGGGCUGGUCGACCUGCGGUUCUACGGCGUGAACCCGCGUACGGUGCGAGCCAUCGCCCAGGCCCUCAUGUACAACCCCAGCGUGCACACGCUGGACCUCUCGGGAAACUGGCUGAGCGACGAGGCGGCAUACUACCUGGCCGAGCUGCUGCUCCGCGAGAAUGUCGCGCUGCGGCGCCUCGCCAUGCGGGGCUGCAAGCUCAGCGCGCGCGCCGCCGCGAUGCUGGCCGAGGGCGUGGAGCUCAACCACAGCCUGCAGGAGCUGGACCUGGCCGACAACGAGCUCGGCGAUGACGGCGUCAAAGCAAUGCAGGAGGCGCUGGCGCAAAACGACGAGCUGCGCGAACUGGAUUUGAGCAACAACAACCUGGGACCCGCGGCGGCGGCAGCCCUGGGGAAGGCCCUACGGGAGAACCAGACAAUAGAAAGUCUCGGACUGUCGAGAAACAAUCUGUACGAAGACGUACCCAAAGGUUUGCGGGUUCUCUUGAGGGCAAUCCAGCAGCGUGAGAAGUCUUUCCAGCAUCUAGAUCUAGCGUGGAACGCUCUCAAUGCGUCAGCGGCAGUACCCCUGCGGGCGUUUCUAGUCAGAAGUACAGUGCAAGAACUUUUUCUAGAUCACAACAGGUAAGAUACUGCAUGUCCAAGAAGAAAGAAGACACCUUACACGUGUGAUUUUGUA